Messenger RNA from Nannospalax galili (Upper Galilee mountains blind mole rat), 2282 nucleotides. It is a transcript of the gene Nop9, whose product is annotated as NOP9 nucleolar protein. The record is from RefSeq and is a predicted model, not a curated record. Gene Ontology annotation, molecular function: RNA binding. Gene Ontology annotation, cellular component: preribosome, small subunit precursor; nucleolus; 90S preribosome. The transcript is spliced from 10 exons. NCBI's taxonomy places the organism in Eukaryota, Metazoa, Chordata, Mammalia, Rodentia, Spalacidae. Gene Ontology annotation, biological process: endonucleolytic cleavage to generate mature 5'-end of SSU-rRNA from (SSU-rRNA, 5.8S rRNA, LSU-rRNA); endonucleolytic cleavage in ITS1 to separate SSU-rRNA from 5.8S rRNA and LSU-rRNA from tricistronic rRNA transcript (SSU-rRNA, 5.8S rRNA, LSU-rRNA); ribosomal small subunit export from nucleus. The coding region runs from base 106 to 2031 and encodes 641 amino acids.
CCUGUGACGUAGCUGUGUGCAACGAGCGCGCGCCGGCGUUUGGCAGCGGAGCAGGCUUCGUUCCCCGCGGCGUGAGCUAGGGGAAGAGGAGACCCGGGAGCGCACAUGGGACAGGGUCCGCGCUCCGCUCACCGGGCCGGGCGCCGGGGCCCAGGGGGCGGCAAGCAGGGGCGCGCGGCCAAGGGCCCGGGGCGACCCCCUCCGGGCCGCGAUCGUCGCCCCCGGCCGCCCUCGGAGCGGCGUGCGGAGCCGGCCCCCGAUGCCCUCCCGCACCUGAGCCCCGAGGCCCUCGGGUAUUUCCGACGGGCGCUGUCGGCGCUGAAGGAGGCCCCCGGGACCGGGGAAGACCGAGACUUGAUGGCGCGCAAUAUUUUGAAGGAAGUGGAGGCUCAAGUCCUCGCUUUGGCCACGAACAGGACUGGUAGUGAAAUGCUGCAGGAGCUGCUGGGAUUCAGUCCUUUGAAACCUCUGUGUCGAGUAUUGUCUGCUCUGCGCCCCAAUUUGCGCGUUGUGGCCUGUCACCGGUGUGGGGUCCAUGUCUUACAAAGUGCCUUGCUGCAGCUGCCUCGGUUGCUGGGGAACCCUGCAGAAGCAGAGGAGGACGACGAGGACGAGGAGGAAAAAGUUGGGAAGGACGGUCCUUUGGAGACUCUGGAGGAGCUAGUCCUGGGACUAGCCGCCGAUGUGCGGGAUGAUUUUCUUUUCUACUGUGGAGACACGCAUGGCAGUUUCGUGGUCAGAACUCUGUUACAAGUGUUAGGAGGUACGCUUCUGGAGUCUGAGAGGGCCAGGCCCCGUGGUGGUUCCCAGCUAUCUGAUUCACAAAGGGCUGCAGCUUGGGAAUGUAAGCCAGCUGAUUCUGAGAUCCCUGAGACUUUCUUGAAUCGCCUUCAGGAUCUGAGCUUCUGCUUUCUGAAGGACAUUGCUGUGUUUAUCACUGACAAGAUCUCCAGCUUCUGUCUUCAAGUGGCCUUACAAGUCUUACACCGCAAACUGCCUCAGUUUUGUGCCCGUCUCUGCAGUGCGGUGAUUGGUUACCUGAAUACUCGGAAUUCCUCGGCAGAUGGCAGCCCUCUACUGCUGUUUCUUCGGGAUCAGACGAGCUCCAGGCUCUUGGAGCAGGUGCUGCUGGUAUUGGAGCCGCUGAGCCUCCAGCGCUUGUUUGAGGAUCACUUCCAGGGUCAGCUGCAUUCCUUGGCUGCACAUCCCAUUGCUAACUUCCCUUUGCAGCGCUUACUGAAUGCAGUCACUACUCCUGAGCUGCUGUCCCUUGUGUUUGAGGAGCUGAGCCCUGCCCUGGAAGCUGUACUGGCCCAGGGCCACACAGGGGUAGUUGUUGCUCUGGUGGAGGCCUGCCGUAGAGUUGGAACUCACCAAGCCCAGGUCUUGCAGCUGUUGCUGGAGGCAUUCCAUUGUGCAGAGCCCUCAUCCCGGCAGGUGGCCUGUGUGCCUCUCUUUGCCACUUUGAUGGCUUAUGAGGUAUACUAUGAAUUAACCGAGGAGGAGGGGGCAGUGCCUGCAGAACACCAGGUAGAAAUGGCCAUAGCCAGAACUCUGGGGGAAGUUACAGUACUUGGGUCUCUACUGCUCCAGCAUCUGCUGUACUUCUCCAACCCCGGUAUUGUACUUCGAAGUCUGAGUGCCUUGACAGGACCACAACUUUUGGCUCUAGCCCAAAGCCCUGCUGGCUCUCAUGUGCUCGAUGCCAUUCUGAGUAGCCCAUCUGUGACACAUAAGCAGCGUCGUCGUGUGCUGAAGACCCUAAAGGGACAGUAUGUGGCUCUCGCCUGUAGCCGCCAUGGUAGCCGUGUACUAGAUGCCAUCUGGAGUGGAGCAGCUUUGGGGGCCCGGAAGGAAAUUGCUGCUGAGUUGGGGGAACAGAACCAGGAGCUGAUAAAAGACCCUUUUGGCCACCAUGUGGCUCGAAAUGUGGCCCUGACUACCUUCUUGAAGCGGCGAGAGGCUUGGGAACAGCAGCAGAGUGCAGUGGCCAAGCGGAGGCGGGUGUUGAACUCAAUACUUGAAGACUGAGGCUUUGGGACCUGGAAAUGGGUGCUGAUGGAGAGGAUAAAAGGAAGUACUUAAUCUCAUUCCUUCCUGGUUUAAAUUGGAGUCAAAAAUCUUAUUGGAACCAGGUAUAGAAACAUAUAUCCUUGUAAUCCUAGCACUCAGCAGGCUAGGAGUAUCAAGAAUUCAAAGCCAACCUGGGCUACAGAGCCAGAUCCUAUUCAUCUCUCUGCCCUGAGCAUAUACCUAUCCCAAGAAUAUACUGAUAAAAUUUU